AUGAAUAAGGAACCGAGGCCAAGGGUCCGGAAACGAGUCACUCACAUCGUAACUGACAAUAAAGAUCGUCACAAUUAUGGAAGCGAGAAGCCACUUUUCAUAUAUUGUUGCAUUUGUGGGCAGAUGUCUCUGAUACUUGACUGUCCGCUAGAGAAACUGCCCGAACGCCCUCGUGAUCUUUCCCGCGUCCUCGACGUAUCCAAGAGAGCUCAUAAAAUUAAUGCCACCGAUGCAAGUCCAUCGAGUUGCGUCUAUGUAAGGUGGAAGGAUGGGAUCGAACGACAAUUUCGGAGGUACUGCAAGAGCUGUGGUCUCUUACUGUUCUAUAGACACAGCAUCAAAGGUCACAUUGUAAGUCUUUUUCUGGCUCUGCAAGCCGAGGGAGUACAAGCGCCCAAGAUGCGCCGCAGUGUACAACAGCAGGAAACCACCCAGGGUGUGGACACUGCCGUCACAGUCUCCACCAUCGAAGACGAGGAGGAGGAAGCCGAGGCCAAGGAGAUUGCUGAUUCCUAUGCUGCUAAUGCUCGUGUUAUUGAAGCCCAAAUGAUACGCAGGGGUAUCAUUAAGCGGCGGAUUGUUGACGAGGUAUGA
Dibothriocephalus latus is the source of this 594-nucleotide messenger RNA. The record is from the annotation of a GenBank genome assembly. NCBI's taxonomy places the organism in Eukaryota, Metazoa, Platyhelminthes, Cestoda, Diphyllobothriidea, Diphyllobothriidae.